CUUGAACUACAUACUGAGCAAACAUGAGUGCAGUUGAUUUGACAUCCAUCCUCGAUUUCCUGGAAACAGCCAACUUGACGGAGAUCAACUGGACAUGCAACAACAGUGACUGCAUCACGGUUGAUGCGACAACAUGCCCUGGCACACUCAACAAAAGUGCCCUGCUCUACACCCUCUCCUUCUUCUACAUUUUCAUCUUUGUCAUAGGGCUGGUGGCCAACUCGGUUGUGGUGUGGGUCAACCUCCAGGCCAAAAUGACUGGCUAUGAAACUCACCUCUACAUCUUCAAUUUGGCUAUUGCUGAUCUCUGUGUUGUCAUUACCCUUCCAGUGUGGGUCGUCUCGCUCAUCCAGCACAACCAGUGGCACAUGGGAGAAAUCACGUGCAAGAUAACUCACCUUAUAUUUUCCAUCAACUUGUACAGCAGCAUCUUCUUCCUGGCUUGCAUGAGUGUGGACCGCUACCUCUCGGUUGCCUAUUUCACCAAUUCCAGCAGUCGCAAGAAGAAGAUAAUCCGUCGCUGUAUCUGUGUCUUAGUGUGGCUCCUUGCCUUCUCCGCAUCUCUCCCGGACACCUAUUACCUCAAGACGGUCUCUUCCAGCAAUGAAACCUAUUGCCGUCCUGUUUAUCCGGAAGAGAGCUUCAAGGAGUGGUUGAUUGGCAUGGAGCUUAUCUCUGUCGUGCUGGGCUUUCUUAUCCCUUUUCCCAUCAUUGCUGUCUUUUAUUUCCUUCUUGCCAAGACCAUCUCCGCCUCCAGUGACCAAGAGCGGAAGAGCAAUGGGAAGAUCAUCUUCUCCUAUGUCGUCGUGUUUCUUGUCUGCUGGCUGCCCUACCAUGUAGAUGUCCUGCUUGACAUCUUCUACAGCCUUCAUUUCAUACCCUUCAGCUGUCAGAUGGAGAACUUCUUGUACGCCACUCUCCACAUCACUCAGUGCUUCUCUCUAGUCCAUUGCUGUGUCAACCCCAUCCUGUACAGCUUCAUUAACCGCAACUACAGAUAUGAGCUCAUGAAAGCCUUUAUUUUCAAGUACUCAGCCAAAACUGGUCUUACUAAACUUAUCGACGCUUCCAGGGUGUCAGAAGCAGAAUACUCUGCUCUGGAGCAAAAUGCCAAAUGA
Messenger RNA from Acanthisitta chloris (rifleman), 1118 nucleotides. RefSeq names its product atypical chemokine receptor 3 (gene ACKR3). The transcript has a single exon. NCBI's taxonomy places the organism in Eukaryota, Metazoa, Chordata, Aves, Passeriformes, Acanthisittidae. Gene Ontology annotation, biological process: vasculogenesis; angiogenesis; chemotaxis. The coding region runs from base 24 to 1118 and encodes 364 amino acids. Gene Ontology annotation, cellular component: membrane. The record is from RefSeq and is a predicted model, not a curated record. Gene Ontology annotation, molecular function: coreceptor activity; G protein-coupled receptor activity; chemokine binding.